Molecule: messenger RNA, 673 nt
Organism: Limulus polyphemus (Atlantic horseshoe crab)
Lineage: Eukaryota; Metazoa; Arthropoda; Merostomata; Xiphosura; Limulidae
Exons: 4
Source: RefSeq, a predicted model, not a curated record
AAAUUUAAUAGACAGGGCCAACCAAUGGUUGUAUUCCCAACCAACAUGGGAAUCCAAAACAUGUGAAAGUGUUGAGUUUAAAAGCUAUGCAGGUCAGAUGAUUCAGAAUGAAAAGAUGGUAUACUAUGAACGAGGAGAACACCGAACAUGGUUUGUCCGGGGAUUGAGAUUGUGGAUUGUUCCUCGUGCUGACCCUAGCCGUCCACCUCAACAACUUGGUUAUGUCAACCUGGUACCUGAAACUACAGGAACUUCAGGCUUUUGGGGUUUCCCAACAUUUGAAACACUUAGUUGUCUUCUUGCCAGGUUCAAUAGCUCCUCACAUACAAAUCCAUUACCAGGUAGAAUUUUAACAGUAGAAUGCCAGGAAAUGAAAAUCUCAGACUUCUCAAACUUCGACCCUGACCGUUCUUUUUGGUCAGAACAUGGUGAUAGGCAACGUCAUUUUCUGUUUGUCAUAAGAGUCUUUUAUGAACAUGGUUUACCAUCAGUUGAAGACAUUGGUCUUGCAGACUUUGUCCCAGCAGCUUUGUCAGAAGGAGGUUUCUUUUCAUUUCCCAUCUUUGAACCUUAUUCUAAUGUCAUUACAAAAGCUUCUCAGUGGUGUGCUCAACAAGUAGGACUUCGGUUUUGCAAUGCACAAUCCAUUGAAGUAAAAAUGAAAAAUGGUUAG